AAUGUAAGUUGACGGAAGUAGACAACAACACGACAGUAGUUGCACCUAUUAUCAUAUUUUGAAAAACAACAGAUUUUUUGUGGCAUUGACGAUGGAGAAGGACCAAGCCCUUAUUGCAGGGGAGGCAUCAGAGUCGGAUGUUGACGAAGAGGUUGCUAAUAUUGCUCAGAAUAUGACUUUCCAGGCCGAUGGUCCAACGUGUCCAAUGGCAGUAAGUGUAAGGGGUGAGGCGUCAGAAUCAGAUGGAGAUGAUAUGGCAACUGAUGACCUACCACCCUUGAAAGUUGAUGCAGCUGGUGUUGGAGAUGAGAAUGCAACUGAGCCGACGCCAGAUGAUGAAACAGGGGAAGGAUCACCAAUGAGGCAGACAAGUUGCAGCAUUAGGGACCAGGUCAAGUAUGAUACCUUGCUUCACAGAAAACUUAAGGAGAGAAAUAUAAGCCUUCGUAGGAACCUGGUGAUCAUGAAAAGUCAAGCAUACCUUAGAGCUGGGAAAGAGCUGAAAAAUACCACGCAGCAGCUUAUCAAAUCACAAAGUGCUAUACAGGAUGUCUCCAACAAUAUGAGGUUACUGACGAAUGACCUGUUCCAUCUCGAGGACAAGAUCGACAUUAUCACAUCUUGCCAGAUUCUGCCGGAUUUACAUCCACGCUCGGACCGCCAACAACCUCAGGCUGCAGCUACGUGAUGAUCAAUAACAAAUGCGAACAUACAAGUUUGACUUUAUAUUCAAAUAGACUGAAACAUUGAAACCGUUGAUUAGUUGAUGAAAUCAACUGACUAAAUUAUUUUCUGUCGGAAUAAUUGCAUCAAAAGCCUUGAUUUACAUGUACAGUAGAACCUCUCUAUUAAGGACAUCCUCGGGACUGACGAGUGCUGUCCUUAAUAGAGAUGUGUCCGCUAAGGGAGGUUCUACUGUAUCGUUCAUACUCGUUCUUGGGCCAGCGGUCUCGAUUUGACAAUCAAGAUAAUGCGAUGUAUUUGAAAUUAUUACCAAAAUGUUUCAUCCAUAAUCUAUCUGCAACCAAUUUGCCUUUAGAAAAUAAGGAAAUUAAUAAGUGUCACCAUCUGUACUAUUAUGGAUCAAACUCAUGUAUUUCGAGUGCGUUUGGCAUGUUUAGAAAGGCAGCCGCAUAGUAGGCCUACUGAUGAAUCAAAUUUAUUGAAGGGCAUGACUUGCAUAGCACAUCAGGCACAUGUGAUGGGGACAUAAAGGGAAGGAAAAGGCCAGAAGUUGUGCCAAGGCAUGCAGUUGUGCAAUAUCAAGGAAAUUCAGAAUUCAGUUCCUUGGCUACCAUCUUGUUGUUGGGAUGAUAAUUUUCAUUACAAAGGUAUAUUUAUGAAUUAACAAGAGAAAAAAUAAUUGAUGAUAUGUAUA
Messenger RNA from Lineus longissimus, 1378 nucleotides. RefSeq names its product biogenesis of lysosome-related organelles complex 1 subunit 3-like. Lineage: Eukaryota; Metazoa; Nemertea; Pilidiophora; Heteronemertea; Lineidae. The transcript has 6 exons. The record is from RefSeq and is a predicted model, not a curated record. Bases 92 to 688 code for a protein of 198 amino acids. Gene Ontology annotation, cellular component: BLOC-1 complex.